AUGGCUAAAAACUCUUUAGAGAGAUACACUCAUUAUUAUGAACGGUGGGCGACCAACCAAUCGUCAAGGCAAAAAGCUCUAGCAGAUUUACAUCAAAUGCAAACUGUGCAUGUCUUCAUUGCUGCUCAUUAUUGUUUGGCUGUCAAUGAAAACUUGUUUACAGAUAACUAUGACUUACAAAUCACCUCCCCAGGGGAGCUGGGGAGUGCACAACGCAUGUAUUUUGCCACUUGGGUAGACCUGCAGGUCUUCAUUGCUGCUCAUUAUUGUUUGGCUGUCAAUGAAAACUUGUUUACAGAUAACUAUGACUUACAAAUCACCUCCCCAGGGGAGCUGGGGAGUGCACAACGCAUGUAUUUUGCCACUUGGGUAGACCUGCAGCUUGAGAAGCUUAGUGAUAAACAGUCCCAACCUGAAUCACAGUUGAAGUUCAUUAUUGAAGCCUGGCUACAGAUAGUUGAAUGUAGGCGAGUGCUAAAAUGGACCUAUUCAUAUGGAUAUUACCUACCUGAAAAUGAAAAUGCGAAGAGGCAAUUUUUUGAGUACCUGCAAGGUGAUGCGGAGGCCGGUUUAGAAAGGCUUCAUCAGUGCGUGGAGAAGGAACUACAACCUUUUAUUAAUGCCGAGGGCCCUUCUCAAGAUUUCAAUGAUUUCCGCACAAAACUAGCUGGAUUGACAAGAUUGUAUGACUUGCAAAUUUCGCUAGUGGAUGCCGAAAAUUUUGCUGAUGAGAAUAUGUUAUGUCAUUGCAACAGCGUGACUCGGAACUACUUUGAGAACUUGGUUAAGGCAUUAGAGAAUGGGCUUUCUGAUGUGGAUACCCAAGGAACUUCCAGCAAAACAACAAACUCAAAAAGCGCAGCAGGGAGCAGCAAGGGGAAAGUUUCAAGAGGAAAAGGAGCAUCUCGAUCUGGAGGGCCUAGCAAAAAUGUGGAUGAUUCAAGCAGUUGGGCUUGCGAUCACUGCACAUAUUUUAAUCCCAAGUCUACAAACAUAUGUCAGAUCUGCAACCAGCGUCGAUGA
Messenger RNA from Ilex paraguariensis (yerba mate), 1023 nucleotides. Lineage: Eukaryota; Viridiplantae; Streptophyta; Magnoliopsida; Aquifoliales; Aquifoliaceae. The record is from the annotation of a GenBank genome assembly.